Messenger RNA from Paramuricea clavata, 1013 nucleotides. Lineage: Eukaryota; Metazoa; Cnidaria; Anthozoa; Malacalcyonacea; Plexauridae. The record is from the annotation of a GenBank genome assembly.
AUGUCAGAACAGAUCAUGGUUGCGCAACAAGUACGGUAAGUGAAAUUGGUGUGGAUUUGACCAAGAAUGAGUUGAAUUCAUUCCAGUCAAAGCAAUUAGAGAAACGCAGUAAAAGCAAUUAGAGAUAUCGUAGAAUAUCCAUUAGUCCUCGGGGAUAUCGCUACUGCCUCGUAAGGAUUGACCAUUUUACGAAAUGGUUGGAAGUGUUCCGCCUAAGGAAUCAGAAAGCAGAAACUGUGGCAAAUAAGGUGCUUGAUGGGUGGAUUCCAAGACAUGGCGACCCCAAGCAACUUCACCAUGAUCAAGGAAAGAACCUAUCAGCAAAAAUGAUCGAAGAAGUCUGUAACUUCCUGGAAGUUUGGAAUACGCGCACUACACCAUUCCAUCCCCAAUCAGAUGGCGCUUCGGGGAGAAGUAUCCGCACGGUGAACAACAUGUUAGCAAAAGUAGUUGCAGAUGACCAAAGAAACUGGGACUUACAUGUAUCUUCGUCAUGUUUUGCGUACAACACUGCGGUACAUAGCAGCACCGGAUUGACGCCAAGUUAUUUAGGGUUUUGGAGGGAGCUUCGGUUGCCGAACGACGGUGUGGAGCCAGGUGAAAAUGAGAGACGUGUCGAAUCACACACGGAGUAUGCUCAACAGCUAAAGAACAGACUAUCAAAAGCGUUUCAAACCAUUCACUCUGCACACAAAACACAGAAACAUUUCUAUGAUCGAUGGGCAAGGGCCAACGUUUACAAGGCAGGAGAUCGAGUGUUGUGGCUUGAUAGGAAAACCGGACGAGGAAGGUGCAUGAAGUUAAACAGACCUUGGAGAGGACCGUGGAGGAUAAUCAGACGACUGGGAGAAGUUGUGUACUGGAUAAAGUACGAAGGAAAUGAGAAAGUUAGCGUCAAGAGACGAGUUGUCCACCACAAUCAAUUGAAAAGGUUUCAUGACGUCCGAGAACCUGACACGGCGGAUAAUAACAGCGUGGAUCCAGAGGAAGAGCGACUCGCCAGGAACUGGUGA